AUGCUUCUUCGUAGUCUUCUUCAUGGAGCUGGUCGUUAUACUGCUCGAUCAUCAUUUCGUAAUGCAACAACAGCAUUACAAACAAAUCCAACAGUAACAUUUGAACAAACACUUUUAAAUGUUCCUGAAACUCGUGUAACAGCAAUUAAAAAUGGUUUACGUGUUGCAUCCGAAGAUUAUGGAAUUCCAACAUGUACUGUUGGUGUUUGGAUUGAUGCUGGAAGUCGAUUUGAAACAGCACAAAAUAAUGGUACGGCUCAUUUUCUUGAACAUAUGGCAUUCAAAAGUACAAAUAAACGAACACAACGUGAUCUUGAAGCUCAAAUUGAAAAUCUUGGUGCACAUCUAAAUGCUUAUACAUCACGAGAACAAACUGCUUAUUAUGCUAAAUGUUUCAGUAAAGAUUUACCACAAAUUGUUGAAAUUUUAUCGGAUAUAAUUCAAAAUAGUCAAUUUAAUGAAGAAGAAAUUGAACGUGAACGUCAUACAAUUUUAUGUGAAAUGGAAGAAAUAGAAAAUAAUCUUCAAGAUGUUACUUUUGAUCAUUUACAUGCAACUGCUUAUCAAGGUACACCAUUAGCUAGAAGUGUUCUUGGUCCUACAGACAAUAUUAAAUCUAUUAAAAAAGCUGAUUUACUUAAAUAUGUUGGAACACAUUAUAAAGCACCACGAAUGGUUUUAACUGCUGCUGGUGGUGUUAAUCAUGAUCAAUUAGUUCGUUUAAGUGAAGAACAUUUUGGAAAAUUAAAAGCUGGUUAUGAAGGAGAAGUACCUGAUCUUUUGCCAUGCCGUUUUUCGGGUAGUGAAAUUCGUGUUCGUGACGAUGAAAUGCCAUUAGCUCAUAUUGCUGUUGCUGUUGAAAGUACAGGUUGGGCUCAUGCUGAUACUAUUCCGUUGAUGGUUGCAUCGACUAUUGUUGGUCAAUGGGAUAGAUCAAUGGCUGGUCGUGGUCAUGUCGCUGCACGUCUUGGUCAACAAUCCGUUAUUUACAAUUUAUGUCAUUCAUAUCAAUCAUUUAAUACAUGUUAUACUGAUACGGGAUUAUGGGGAACUUAUUUAGUUACUGAUAGAAUGCGUAUUGAUGAUGCUAUGUCUGCAUUACUCGAUGAAUGGUGUCGUAUUGCAACAGCAUGUACUGAUAUUGAAGUAGAACGAGCUAAGAAAUUAUUUAAAACAAAUUUAUUAUCAACACUUGAUGGAUCAACACCAAUUUGUGAAGAUAUCGGACGUCAAUUACUUUCAUAUGGUCGACGAAUUCCUUUACAUGAACUUAGUGCACGAAUUGAUGCUGUUGAUGCAAAAACAGUGAUGACAGCUAUGAAACAAUAUGUUUACAAUCAUUGUCCAGCUAUCGCUGCUGUUGGUCCAAUUGAACAAUUACGAGAGUAUAAUCGACAACGCAGUCGAAUGUAUACCAUCACACAUUAA
This is a messenger RNA of Rotaria sp. Silwood1, 1428 nucleotides long. The record is from the annotation of a GenBank genome assembly. Lineage: Eukaryota; Metazoa; Rotifera; Eurotatoria; Philodinida; Philodinidae.